AGUUCCCGCCAGACUCCUGUCUCAGUUCCAAUUCCUUGAGAGUUUUUGUUCAAAAACACACACACACACACACACACUGACACUCACACGCUCUCCUGCCUCAUCCCCCUACACACAGUCCUUCUGGCCAGAUUCAGCAUUUAUCCAAACAAAGAGAGAGAGAGCAAAAGGAGAGAAAGAGCGACAGAGCCAGAGAGAGACCAAGAGCAAGCAGGUUUGAUGCAAUACUAAAAGAACUGCCAGUGAAUUUCUGGAGGAAGAACAAUAAAUACUGAGAAAACAAGUUGAUGGAACAGAAUUGCGAAAUCAACUCCCACCUCGGCUGUUUGGAAUUACAAACUUUAUCCCCGGCAGUGACUUCAUUUACAGUUAGUUACAAAGUCGGGAGAUUCUGCAAUAGUUGGUAUAAGUAAGUUAAAUAGUGAUUGUGGUGAGAAGAGCUGGUGAAGAACUGAAAUUUCAAUCAUGGAGGUAGAGAACUAUACCAGUCUACACGAGUUUACGGAGGAUAUAUCCUCCAGAGGAAACAAGCCUAUCCUAAACAACCACAGUGCCCAGGGGCUGAAGAGGGGGUCAGAGUGUCUCAGAGGUCAGACCGCCCUCUUUUUGCUGAUUGGUCUAUUGGCCUCCAUCUGUGCCAACAUCGCUGUGAGCGUGCUCUUGUUUAACAGGCCGUUGCCUAGUGUUCCCCUGGAGACAGCAGCUCUGACCCUGAAGCUGAACUCAGUUCGAGGACGUUAUGUCCGUCUCUGUGAUGACUACUCCAAACUGGGCCAGAGCUGCUCAAAGACAGUAAGGAAGUGUAGGGAGUGUCCUGAGGGCUGGAUUCAUGUAGAUGAGAAAUGUUACUCCUUCAGUAAUGACAAGAUGGACUGGCCGAGUAGCAGAGACAGUUGUACUUCCCUGGGCAGCCACCUUACCAUCCUGCACAGCAAGGAACAGCAUGACGCUCUAGAAAAAGAGGCCCGGAGGAUUGGCGGGUUUGACUACCACUUCUGGAUUGGCCUAUCAGAUAUAGAGAAGGAAGGGGAUUGGAGAUGGGUGGACAACACAACACUGACAAAUAAGUAUUGGGAUGAGUAUAGCUCUGAGCCUGACAAUCAUCACUCAGGAGGAUCACAUGGGGAGGACUGUGCCACCCUGGACAGCCAUUCGCAGACCUGGUUUGACGUACCGUGUGACCACAUCUACAAACGCAUUUGUCAGAUGGAUGCCAUCCGGCUAGACUGAAUCACAGGACUUAAACUAAGCCAUGAAUUUCCCAAUUAUCUAGAUCUACCGUCCAAGCAUUCAUGAGUAAUGGCAAUGUUUUCUUAAAUAGCUUCUCCUUUUUAUGUCUUUCAAGCGAUUUGAGAUGUUUUAGUGCAAUGAAAAGCGCUAUAAAAGUGAAAUGAUUAUUCUUACUGGAAACAUCAGAACUGGAAACUAAACUAGGUUAUAGGUCAGAUUUACUCAACUACACUGCCAAGUGUGCUUAUUACUUUGUAUUUUUCAGAAACCAUGAAACAAAACGGGACAGAAAAGGUUAAGAGAAGGGCUAAGAUAUAGAAGGACAAGAGGAGAUAAAGAUAGUUUUGUGGUAUAGCUUGUUUCAUGAAAUGUUCAUUCCCUACUCAAAAUAACAGAUGCAAACAUUUAGCAAAUCUGGCACCUUCUGCAAGGAGAAUUUCAAUGAAUGCACUCAAUUUAGUAAAUCAGUUACUGCAAUCAAGGAGGUAGAUGCUCUAAUCAACUCUGCUGCUUGCAAAACUGAUUGCUGUGAUACUUUUGAGCAAUCUGAGUGCUUUUUUUUACAUGUGUCCUGUACAUAAAUCUCCGAAAUAUUCUGUAUUGCUGCACUAACCAUGAAAAUAAAUUCCUGAGAGUCAAUAAAACUGUAUUUUCAAAUGAAA
This is a messenger RNA of Salmo salar (Atlantic salmon), 1892 nucleotides long. RefSeq names its product galactose-specific lectin nattectin. The record is from RefSeq and is a predicted model, not a curated record. Lineage: Eukaryota; Metazoa; Chordata; Actinopteri; Salmoniformes; Salmonidae.